Molecule: messenger RNA, 1926 nt
Organism: Spodoptera littoralis (African cotton leafworm)
Lineage: Eukaryota; Metazoa; Arthropoda; Insecta; Lepidoptera; Noctuidae
Source: the annotation of a GenBank genome assembly
AUGUCUUUCUUAGUGAGGAUUGUAAGAAAUUUCACCGUGCCUAAAUACCGAUCUAAUGUAGGGGCACUUAACAGUUUACAAAAAUAUUCCAGACGACGAAUUCAUUGUAGCUCACAUUUGUGCGGGAGAAUGUUUCUGGAACAUGAAAAUAAUUAUGCAUAUAGUAUAUUAGAGAAGAAAGGGUAUGCCGUUAGCUUGAAAAGUGAUAUUUCUCGAAAUUGUAUAAGCGAACAAGAAUUUCAAGAAGCUCUUAAAUAUAACUGGUCUAAAAAAUCUCAUGCAGAAUUAUUUGAUUAUUUUCUAAAAUUUGCUCUAUAUUGUUCAGAACACAAAUUAUGUAUUUCUAACCAGAUAUUUGAUACAUACAUAGACAGUCUCACUGACAGUAUCAAACUUGGUACUGAUGAAGAGUUAAAAACAUUAUUCUACACUCUAAAUAAGUGGCCAGAUACACCAUCUAUCAGAACGCGAAACAUUAUAGAAGUGUGGGCAGCAUUGGAUGAUGAGUGCUUAAAUCGGCUGAAGAAUUGGUCAUAUGAUGAGUUACUAACUUUCUUAUCACUGUUUUACAUGAUAAAUGUAAUAAGAUAUAGUGACUAUUGUGUAAAAGCUUUGCAAAAACUGGCUUCUAAAGCAAAAAAUUUAACACCAGCUCAACUUGUGCACACAUUAUUCUUUAUUGGAAUAUGGAGAAAAUCACCAUUUGACAUGCACAAUUUGGAAGUUGAGAUAAACAAAAAAUAUUCCCAAUUUACUAUUGAUGAAUUGGCUAUAAUAUCUAUGGGAUAUUUUAAAAGCAAAACACCAAUAAGGGAUCCAGAGUUAGUAAAGAAAAUUAUCACCACAGUUAUAGGAAAUUCAAAAACUAUUCAUGAAGUAUCUUUAGCAGCUUUAUUGAAACUAAUUCGUUACUCCACAAAGUCAGUCCUUGAUGAUAGAAUAAACUGCCUACUAGAAGCUUUGCAAUCUGAAGUUCCACGAUUAUCAGUGAUGUGUAAUGUACACAUGGCGCUAGUUGGAACUUCUACUUUAAGUUUACACAAACAGUGUUUAGAUAAUAUUGCUGCAAAGGUUAUAAAAACUAUGUCCCAAACAAGGGUGAAGGAUCUUGAAAGAUUGGUUUUAACGUAUGGCACAUUUGGGUUAAGACCUAACACAGAAGAAUGUUUCUUCACCAAAGUAAUGGAUGAAUUAAGGAAGCCUGAAAGAAUAAUAGAGAUCAACAUACAUGGCAGGUCAUUUGCAUGUUGCAUAGCAUACCUAACUCUUUUAGGUAUUUACCCAGUGGACCUAAUCAGUAGGGUUCUUACUCCAGAAUUUAGAGAACGGACUUAUGGAAAGUACUGCUUUAACUAUGGGAGAGAAAUUUUAACAUUGAACAAUGUGGCUGAAAUCUUUUGUAGUGAUGCCAACAUCAAUUUUCUUGAAAAUAAAGAGAAGAAAAUUUUAGCCAAAAAGUACACAGAUUAUGUGCCAAGGGAGGAUUAUGUGAAACAGUACAAUAUAACUGAACAAAUGUUUUUGGAUAUAAUGAAGGUACUGAAAGAAGCUCGUGGAGGUGAUGAUUAUGUCAUUGGUGACCAUAUCUUGCCUCACUAUCAAAGAGGAGAUAUAAUAAUUUGCAAUGACCACAGUGGUGCUCCUGUUGCAGUCAAAGGUGUUUUCCCAUCAUCAGACUUUGGUUUAAUGAGAAAGCUUCCUGAUAAUAAGACUUGGAUAGUGUUGGUAUUAGCAGGUAGAAAUGCAAUAAUACAUGGUACAGACAAUGCAACUGGGUUCUUUACUAGUAAAGUAAGAGAACUUGAAGCAUUGGGCUAUCAUGGAGUAUUAGUACCCUGGAGUCAAUUUUCCAAGUUAAGAUCAACAGCUGAUAAAGCAGUGUUCCUAAAUAGUUUAAUUGAUAAUGCUGUAAAUAAAAAUAAAUGA